CGCCUCUUAAACCUCAUCUCUUCUUUACAUCGUAGCUAUCGCCUCUCACACCACACCACACCACACCACACCACAAUCCACUUCGUAGCUCUUCCUCCCAUGGCGAGCGUCGUGAGCUUCGCCUGUGCGAAACCCAUCGUUUCCCCGACCCCCAAAUCGUCCCACGCUCUCCCCACCGAAGCCCCCAAAUUCCAUCUACUCUCCCACCCGAACCCUAAUUUCCAUUCCCUCAAGGCCAAGGCUACGGAGAGCAACCAGAGUACGAAAAAGACUAGCAUCGUCUGUAUCUGCUGUGAAGGAAAUGGUGCGGUAUUAUGCACACAAUGCAAAGGAACGGGAGUGAAUUCGGUCGAUCACUUUAAUGGUCAAUUUAAAGCUGGUGCUUCAUGCUGGCUUUGCAGGGGUAAACGGGAAAUCUUAUGCGGGAACUGCAAUGGGGCAGGAUUUAUGGGUGGUUUUCUGAGUACUUUUGAUGAAACAGCUCAAUAGUGCUGAACACAUACUACGGCCAUGUAGUUCGUGCUGGUUUUAAUCUAUUGUAUCUGCAAUGAUUUUCGUGGAAGGAUAGUUUCCUUCUUUAACAAUUACUAUAGGACUUGUAUGAGACUUUUCUUUUACGAAGAUGUGAAUUAAUUUUAGUUAUUAUUUGUGGAACCAAUGGAUAUUUGUGGAACCAAUUGAUACUUGUGGACU
Ananas comosus (pineapple) is the source of this 693-nucleotide messenger RNA. RefSeq lists its product as uncharacterized. NCBI's taxonomy places the organism in Eukaryota, Viridiplantae, Streptophyta, Magnoliopsida, Poales, Bromeliaceae. The coding region runs from base 100 to 489 and encodes 129 amino acids. The transcript has 4 exons. The record is from RefSeq and is a predicted model, not a curated record.